Molecule: messenger RNA, 2108 nt
Organism: Syngnathus acus (greater pipefish)
Lineage: Eukaryota; Metazoa; Chordata; Actinopteri; Syngnathiformes; Syngnathidae
Gene: kcna1b
Product: potassium voltage-gated channel, shaker-related subfamily, member 1b
Exons: 1
Coding region: 25-1449 (474 amino acids)
Biological process (GO): potassium ion transmembrane transport; protein homooligomerization
Cellular component (GO): paranode region of axon; synapse; voltage-gated potassium channel complex
Molecular function (GO): delayed rectifier potassium channel activity; protein binding
Source: RefSeq, a predicted model, not a curated record
CCCCGCCCGCCCGCGCCGCCCAGAAUGACGGUGGCGUCGGGCGACAACGCGGACGAGAGCGCCACCCUGCCGGGUCACGGGCAGGACGAGGCGUGCGAUGGGCACGAGUGCUGCGAGCGCGUGGUCAUCAAUGUGUCGGGGCUUCGCUUCGAGACGCAGCUCAAGACGUUGGCGCACUUCCCGGACACGCUGCUGGGGAACCCCGAGAAGAGGAUGCGCUACUUCGACCCGCUGCGCAACGAGUACUUCUUCGACCGCAACCGGCCCAGCUUCGACGCCAUCCUCUACUACUACCAGUCGGGCGGCCGGCUGAGGCGCCCCGUCAACGUGCCGCUGGACAUGUUCUCGGAGGAGAUCAAGUUUUACCAACUGGGCGCCGAGGCCAUGGAGAAGUUUCGCGAGGACGAGGGCUUCAUCCGCGAGGAGGAGCGCCCCUUGCCGGACAAGGAGUUCCAGCGGCAGAUCUGGCUGCUCUUUGAGCACCCGGAGAGCUCGGGCCCGGCGCGAGGCAUCGCCAUCGUGUCCGUCAUGGUCAUCCUCAUCUCCAUCGUCAUCUUCUGCCUGGAGACGCUGCCCGAGCUGAAGGAGGACGCGGGCGAGCGGCGGCGAGCGGCGACCGCGCCGGCCAACGCCACGGCCCGGCAGCACGGCGCGGGCGGCGACGUCCUGGCGGCCGACCCCUUCUUCAUGGUGGAGACGCUGUGCAUCAUCUGGUUCUCCUUUGAGCUCCUGGUGCGCUUCUUCGCCUGCCCCAGCAAGACGGCCUUCUUCCGCAACAUGAUGAACUCCAUCGACGUGGUGUCCAUCAUCCCCUACUUCAUCACGCUGGGGACGGAGACGGCCGACGAGUCGGGCGGCGGCGAGCAGGCCACGUCGCUGGCCAUCCUGCGCGUCAUCCGCCUGGUGCGCGUCUUCCGCAUCUUCAAGCUGUCGCGCCACUCCAAGGGCCUGCAGAUCCUGGGCCAGACGCUCAAGGCCAGCAUGCGCGAGCUGGGCCUGCUCAUCUUCUUCCUCUUCAUCGGCGUCAUCCUCUUCUCCAGCGCCGUCUACUUCGCCGAGGCCGAGGAGAAGGAGUCCUACUUCACCAGCAUCCCCGACGCCUUCUGGUGGGCUGUGGUGUCCAUGACCACGGUGGGCUACGGCGACAUGUACCCCGUCACCAUCGGCGGCAAGAUCGUGGGCUCGCUCUGCGCCAUCGCCGGCGUGCUGACCAUCGCGCUGCCCGUGCCCGUCAUCGUCUCCAACUUCAACUACUUCUACCACCGCGAGACGGACGGCGAGGAGCAGGCGCAGCUGCUCCAGGUCAGCCGCUCGGCGGCCGACCCCGACGACGCCUCCUCGCCGCUCGCCCAGUCCCAGCGCGCCGACAACAGCAUCGACAACUUGCGCGACGCCAACCUGCGGACCGCCAACUGCGUGGACUCCGCCAAGAUGCGGACGGACGUGUGAGAGAGGCGCCGCUUCUGGGACCUUUAGGAUGCGCGCGGCGUUGUCGCCGGCUCGAGACGCCACGCGUUUCAGCCCGGCAGGCGCACUUUCCAAAACAACGUCGCUCUCCUUCGCAAUACUCUUUAUUUGGGAUGACUUUGGCCGAUUGCUCACCAAAAAACGGACAAAAAUGAUCCAAUGGACUUUUGGAUUUGAUUUUGCAUAAAUCCAUUGAGGGGGGGGAAAUCAUUUUUAAAGGUGAAUAGAUUCUAAAAAUAGUUUUGAGAUCAUCGAAAUGUGAUUCAUUUGCUGAUUUCAUUCAAAUACAUGUCAAAUGUUUUUUAAUGUAAUGUAUUCUCAAUGGGUCCAUCCACCAAUGAAUGGAAGGAUAUAAUCAAAACUAAUUUUAAAAAAUGAAUAAAUCCACAAACGACCCCAUAGUUUAUUUUAUAACAACUUAGAAAAACGUUUAAACGUGCAUAUAAAAUGAUUAGAUUGGUCAUUUACAUGAAUGACAUUCACCGGUUAUUUGUGAUGAAUGAAAGAAAUGUUUGAAAAUGAAUACAUGUGAAAUUUUGAAGCUUUAUUUUUAUAACAGUCAUUCUCAUUUUUCCAAAUAAUUUGUUUAAAAUGGAAUUACAAUAAACUAUUCAAACGAAUAAAUGUAUUUUAUAUUUUUA